Molecule: messenger RNA, 1521 nt
Organism: Tachysurus fulvidraco (yellow catfish)
Lineage: Eukaryota; Metazoa; Chordata; Actinopteri; Siluriformes; Bagridae
Product: C-C chemokine receptor type 1-like
Exons: 2
Coding region: 35-1081 (348 amino acids)
Biological process (GO): chemotaxis; G protein-coupled receptor signaling pathway; immune response
Cellular component (GO): membrane
Molecular function (GO): chemokine receptor activity
Source: RefSeq, a predicted model, not a curated record
AGCCUCUUUUACUGUAUAUAGCCUGCCAUACCCCAUGUACAGUCACUCUGCUUUCACAGUCACUCUGAAACUACAUGGAAAGACUUCAUGUACAACAAUGCGCUCCAACAUCACAACUGAGGACUAUCCUGAUUACGACCCAGUUCCAGAUAAGUACACACCCUGCAACGCCAAUAUAAAGGCCUUCAGCACAGUCUUCCUCCCUACACUCUAUAGCAUCGUCUUCAUCGUGGGGUUCAUCGGCAACUGCCUGAUUGUUUGUGUCCAGGUCAAGUAUCACAAAUGGUCCAACAUGUCAGAUGUUUGCCUCUUCAACUUGGCAAUUUCAGACCUCCUCUUCCUUCUCUCAUUGCCUUUCUGGGCUCACUACGCCCUCACCAGUCAGUGGACCUUCGGGAACUUCAUGUGCCAUACAGUGACGGCGUUCUACACGCUGGGAUUCUAUGGAAGCAUCUUCUUCAUGAUCCUCAUGACCAUUGAGCGCUACAGUGUCAUUGUCCACACCAACACCUUUCUCUUCUCUAAGCACCGGUCUGUCAGUGCUAUCAUAGCCCUAGUUUUGUUAAUGUGGACACUUAGCCUGGGAGCUUCUCUGCCAAACAUCAUUUGGGCACAAGUGAACAAUAAAUCAGAAAUAUGGACAUGCAGUUUGGAAUAUCCAAAAGGAACAAAGUGGAGGUAUUUCUCUUACAUGGAGUUGAACAUCCUUGGCUUAAUUAUUCCUCUCUCAGUGAUGGUGUUCUGCUACUCACGCAUCAUCCCUAUCUUAAUGAGCAUGACGUCUGAGAAGAAACACAGAGCUGUCAGGCUCAUUCUGGUCUUGGUCAGUGGUUUCUUCCUCUUCUGGACACCUUACAACAUCGUCAUCUUCCUGAAGUUUCUGCAUCAUUUGGGUUACAUGAGCACUUGUGAGUGGUAUCAGGACCUGAACAUGGCUAUGCAGUGGGUGGAAACCAUAGCGUACUGUCACUGCUGCAUCAACCCCAUCAUCUACGCCUUUGUGGGGCAGAGAUUCAGGAAUUUAUUUCUAAGGAUUCUAAGAGUGGUUUCCUCGUUGCUUUGUCCUGUGCCCAACAACUGAGUUAUCCGUAAGAAUUUCCACUAUGCACACUACACAGUAACUUCCUCCUUAAUGACAUCAUCAAAAUUGUAAUCUUUAUUACUAAUAUUGUCAUUAACAUAUAUUUCAAUUUGUUAAAAAAAAGAAGAUUCCAUAACUCCAUAAUACUAUUGUUAGAGACCCCCCCCUUUUAGUGGUUGAUGGUUAUUUUGUCGUCAUUUUUUGAACCUUUUUAUCGUUUAAUGCCGAUUGUGUUUCUUUGUUCUCCGUUCUGUAUAAAUAAUAUUUGUGUUGCUAACAGUGAGAACCACAAACUUUGUAUUGGACAACUUUUAACUUUUCCUCAUUACAUUUUUACACAAAUAUCUGUACUUUUUACUUCUUACAUUUCCCAAACAGACUCGUUACUUUUAGUAUUAUUCCUUCUCAUUGGACGCUGUUUCCAGCCUAUCAUCCUAUCA